AUGGAGGGCAUUGAGUGUGCAACGGAGAAGUCAUCAUCAAAGGCUUUUGGCAGCAAACGCACAUUUGUCUUUCCUGCUGUUGCUGUCAACUCUAGGUUCAAUACUGAGUUCAGUGGCGAGAACGUUGAAAAUCAUUAUCGAACUUUGAAAUCACGAUACGCUAAGAUAAAGAAAGUGAGAGAUCUCAGUGGUGCAGGUUGGGAUGAUGCCACGAAGAUUAUCACCCUUGAUCCCAUGGUUGCUUUAACCUACAUCGAGGCCCACCCGGUAGCGAAGCCUUUUAUAAACAAGCCAAUUGAACAUUAUGAGGCAUUGCGGGUUAUAUGUGGUGAGGACAAUGCAACGGGCAUUUAUGCAACUUCUGUGUUCGUUGAUUUGGGGGAUAACUUGGAACAUGAAGGCAACAUUAUCAACAACUUUGAUGAAGAACCAGUAGUAAGCGAUGAUGAUGCUGAUGCGAACUCUACCCCCACCUAUUGUGAGCAGCUUUGUCACCUCAUCUAUCCCAAGGUUAUGGAGGUUGAUGGUUUUCAAAAGAAGGAACUUGUUCAGUUGUUUGAUUUUCAGCAGUUUUGUGAGAUUGAGGCAAGAGGAUUUAUAGUGAAGGACAUGGAUCUGAGGAAGGAUUGGAUUGAAAAUUUUCUAUCCAGGAUGGAUUGA
Molecule: messenger RNA, 660 nt
Organism: Dioscorea cayenensis subsp. rotundata (Guinea yam)
Lineage: Eukaryota; Viridiplantae; Streptophyta; Magnoliopsida; Dioscoreales; Dioscoreaceae
Exons: 4
Coding region: 1-660 (219 amino acids)
Source: RefSeq, a predicted model, not a curated record